CAUCUAGAUCCAUUGCUAGAACUAAAAUAAAUAUUUGCAAUUGUCAAAUUAGUAUAUCUCCUGACCUUUGACCAGGAAGUAUGAAACUGCUUUACAGACACACCUCUUUUACACAUGUGACUUCAAAAGCAGGAAGCUAUUUCAGAAUCUGGGAAAGGGAAACUUAUGUGACUCCAAAAGCAGGAAGCUAUUUUAGAAAGCGAAACUUAAGCAUAGUUGAUCUGUUUUGUCUUUGUGUGCCUUUAUAUUUGUUCAGUAAUAUGGCAGAAGUGAGAAUUUCAGUGGAUCAGAUUGAGUUUAUGUGUCCAGUGUGUUUGGAUCUCCUAAAGGAUCCGGUGACCCUCCACUGCGGACACAGUUAUUGUAAGAGCUGUAUUACAGACUUCUGGGAUCAAGAGGAUGAGAAGAGAGUCUACAGCUGCCCUCAGUGCAGACAGACCUUCAGUCCAAGACCUGCUUUAGCUAAAAACACCAUGCUGGCUGAAGUGGUGGAGAAGCUCAAGAAGACUAAACCUCCUACUGACUGUUACGCUGGAGCUGGAGAUGUGCAAUGUGAUGCCUGUACUGGAACAAAAUACAAAGCCGUCAAGUCCUGUCUGCAGUGUCAGGAAUCUUACUGUCAAACUCAUUUUGAGAAUCAUGAGGAUUACUCUCGUAAACCACACAAAGUGGUUGAUGCAACUGGACGACUGCAGGACAUGAUCUGCCAGAAACAUGAGAAAGAGCUGGAAGUCUACUGUAUCACUGACCAACAGUGCAUCUGUGAGCUGUGUAUGGAGUAUGAACAUAAAAACCAUGAAACGGUAUCAACAGCAGAACAGAUGACAGAGAAACAGAAAGAGCUGAAGGAGAUGCAGAUAAAGCUCCAGCAGAGAGAGAAAGCUCUUCGGAAACUGAAAAUUGCAGUGGAGUCUCAAAAGCACUCUGCACAGACAGCAGUGAAAGACACUGAGAGGAUCUUUACUGAGCUCAUCCGCUUCAUUCAGAAAAAAAUUACUGAGCUCACACAGGUGAUCAGAGAUCAAGAAAAGACUGCAGUGAGUCAAGCUGAAGGACACAUGGAGCGUCUGAAGCAGGAGAUUGAAGAUCUGAGGAGGAGAAACACUGAGCUGGAGCAGCUUUCACAAACACAGGAACAUGUCCAUUUCCUGCAGAGUUUUCAGUCUCUCUCAGCUCCUCUUGAAUCUACAGAUGGUUACUUCAGUUCUUUCUUCUGUUUUGAUGCUAUGAAAGAAUCUGUCCAUCAGCUGAAAAACAAACUGGAGAAUUUGUGCAAAGAGGAGGUCAAGAUGAUUUUAGACAGAGUAACCAGCUUUGUUCCCAAGACCAGGAAAGACUUCCUACAAUAUUCUAUUAAGCUCACUCUGGAUUUAAACACAGCUCACAAAUGUCUGUCUAAGAAAAAAAAAAGUGUUACUUGUACUAAAACAGAGCAGCCAUAUCCUAAUCAUCCAGACAGAUUUCAUGACUGGCCUCAGGUGUUGUGUACAGCGAGAGUGCGGGGACGCUGUUACUGGGAGGUCGAGUGGAGUGGAGAUAAAGGUGUCUGUAUAGCAGCGUCUUAUAAGAGCAUCAGCAGGACAGGAACUGGUAAUGAGUGUGCAUUUGGAGGUAAUAAUCAUUCCUGGGGGUUGUUCUGUUCUCCAUACAGAUAUUUAUUUUGGCACAAUAAUAUUCAGUCUGAUCUAACUGUAAAGCCUAACAGCUGUAAAAUAGGAGUAUAUGUGGAUGUAGGUGCAGGAACUCUGUCCUUCUACAACGCGUCUAACGGAAUGAGCCUGAUUCACACAUUUCAGACCACAUUCACCCAGCCACUGUUCCCUGGGUUUACUGUUGGUUUUGGAUCAUCAGUGAAACUGAAUCAUAGAUAGAUAUUAGCAUAGAUUAUAAAGUGUUUUUAUUUAAAAUCCUCUAAGAUGAAUGAUGAAUAUUCAUUAUAUCCUUAUAUUAAUGCUACAAAACGUCUACAACUUUGACUAAAAUAACACAUCUGAAUAAAUGUAAAUCAAUUUUUCGUGUGAGAUGUGGAUCUGUGCUUUUCUCUAGGUUUUAUUUUUGUGGAAAUGACAUUCAUUUAGUUUUAUUAUAAUGACCUAAAUCUUGUUGAAUGAAUGCAUUCUUAUAGCGCUUUUAAAAUGUAAGUGCUUUACAAUCAUAUGGUCAUUAUUAUCACUAUUAAUAGAUUGGAGGAACUAUGAUGUCAAGUUGUAUGCAAAAACCUGGAAGCGAGUUAGCAUUUUAGCAGUUCUGGUUCCGUCAUCCAAAAGUCAAUGGGUAUUUUGAAUAGCCUUUCGGUUAAAUUGCUUAAGGUUUAAAGCUAACACAAACCAAAGUUAGUUUCACACAUCGGUCACAUCACACUCUUGAUUUUUUAAAUCGAUUACGCUUCUGUAAAAGACAGUUGCUAUCAAGUUGCUAAAUGGUACUACUGGCGGUGUUGGAGACAUUAUACGUCAUGGAGCUAAACUGGUCUGGAAUGCAGCUCGCUUGUGUUGGGUAUUUGGAUUUUUCUGUGAAUUAAGUAUUUUCAUAAAUAGUAUAGCUUUCACUUGUAAAUCUGUCAUGUCCGAUUAAUUUGGUGAUCAUUGAUUUUAAUUAAAGGAUAUUAUGGA
Molecule: messenger RNA, 2612 nt
Organism: Danio aesculapii
Lineage: Eukaryota; Metazoa; Chordata; Actinopteri; Cypriniformes; Danionidae
Gene: ftr41
Product: finTRIM family, member 41
Molecular function (GO): zinc ion binding; protein binding
Source: RefSeq, a predicted model, not a curated record